CGGGAAUUGUAACCCAACCACCAUCCGCCACACGGCAACCCCUUCGCUAUAUAAAGCAAUAUUCAAGCUCAGAAUCAGCGAAUCUGUCGUGGGUGUGUGUACUCAGCAAUGCAUUAAUUUCCGAAUCAAAUGAAUAAAGCAUAUCGAAUAUUGCAACUGAUCUGGCGCACGCCGGCGACGUCAACCACUUGCAAUUUCAUCGCAAAAAAGCCAAUAUCACUCUGCGAGGAGCACACCUGAAUUUUUUCAGUUUCAGAUAACAACUAAUCCAAAUGAAAUCCAAAACCGUUAGAGGAAAUUGGAGCUUGAAAACAAAGAAGUUUGGCUCAACCUCUGUCUUUUUCAUUUGCAUCUUUUUCUUUCUUUUCGGAUUCUUCGGCUCAAGUCUCUUCUCCAAAUCUCAGGAUGACGUAUUUGGCCACAGGCCAAGACCGAGGUUCCUUGAAUGGGCGAACGAUGCGACGCGGUACAAUUUGUUACCUGCUGGAGAGUCCGGUGACGAUUCAAUAACGUCCGUUCCUUUUCAGAUUUUGAGCUGGAAACCUCGUGCUCUGUAUUUUCCAAAUUUUGCAAAUUCAGAGCAAUGUGAAAGCAUAAUUGAUAUGGCAAGGGCAGGCCUCGAACCAUCAAUUUUGGCAUUACGAGAGGGAGAAACAGAGGAGAAUACAAAAGGGGUUAGAACAAGUUCAGGCAUGUUUAUUAGCGCAUUUGAGGACAAAACAGGAAUAUUAGAUGUCAUUGAGGAAAAAAUUGCAAGAGCAACAAUGAUUCCCAGGGUUAAUGGAGAGGCAUUCAACAUUCUGCGUUAUGAGGUUGGGCAGAGAUAUAUGUCUCAUUAUGAUGCAUUCAAUCCUGCUGAAUAUGGCCCUCAAAAGAGCCAACGGAUGGCUUCGUUCUUGCUGUAUUUAAGUGACGUUGAGGAUGGUGGGGAGACCAUGUUUCCAUUUGAGAAUGGCUUGAACAUGGACGGAAGCUACGGUUAUGAAGACUGCAUUGGUUUCAAAGUAAGACCGCGACAAGGGGACGGACUUCUAUUUUAUUCAUUGUUACAUAAUGGUACAAUCGACCCGACAUCACUCCAUGGAAGCUGCCCAGUGAUAAAAGGGGAGAAAUGGGUGGCUACAAAGUGGAUAAGAGAUCAAGAACAGGAUGAUUAAAUCGCGGUGCCUGCAAUGAUGAAUUUUGAGUCUCUGUCAUUGUCUCAGUUUCUAGUCUGGCAAGUUAAGAAUACAGUAUAAAAUGAAAAUAUCGGAUGCUAACAUUGUACGAUAUCAUAUCAAGCAGGUUCUGUAAGUUAUAUCUUUAUUUUUCUUCUUUACAAAAAAAAAAAUCAUAAACUUGUAACUUGAGCAUUCAAUCAAA
This is a messenger RNA of Prosopis cineraria, 1362 nucleotides long. RefSeq names its product probable prolyl 4-hydroxylase 9. Gene Ontology annotation, molecular function: procollagen-proline 4-dioxygenase activity; L-ascorbic acid binding; iron ion binding. Gene Ontology annotation, biological process: peptidyl-proline hydroxylation to 4-hydroxy-L-proline. NCBI's taxonomy places the organism in Eukaryota, Viridiplantae, Streptophyta, Magnoliopsida, Fabales, Fabaceae. The coding region runs from base 273 to 1157 and encodes 294 amino acids. Gene Ontology annotation, cellular component: endoplasmic reticulum. The record is from RefSeq and is a predicted model, not a curated record. The transcript is spliced from 8 exons.